Dacryopinax primogenitus is the source of this 1155-nucleotide messenger RNA. Its product is annotated as kinase-like protein. Gene Ontology annotation, biological process: spliceosomal complex assembly; regulation of mRNA processing; protein phosphorylation. NCBI's taxonomy places the organism in Eukaryota, Fungi, Basidiomycota, Dacrymycetes, Dacrymycetales, Dacrymycetaceae. The record is from RefSeq and is a predicted model, not a curated record. The transcript is spliced from 6 exons. Gene Ontology annotation, molecular function: protein kinase activity; ATP binding. The coding region runs from base 1 to 1155 and encodes 384 amino acids.
AUGUUGAAGGCUCUAUGGCGUGUCGGACAACGUCCAAAGUUUCGGCCAAAGACAAUCAAGGGAUUCAUUCAUGAUGCCGGUCAGCAGCCUGAGGAAGAUCGUGGUUACUACCCUGCCCAGGUAGGGGACCUCCUCGAUGACCGAUAUAAGGUUAUAUCGGUGCUGGGAAAGGGGAUGCAAUCUGAAGUCUUUUUCGUGGAGGACUCUGAGACAAAGAAACACUGGGCCGUCAAGAUUCUCCGAGAUUCGACAACCCAACAUUCCUCGGAGCUCGAUGUUCUACAGACUAUCCGACGGAAGACCACAGAAAGGCCGAAAUGUGGCUCUUCGCAUGUGAUUCAGCUUCAAGAUCAUUUUACGUUGACAAGUCCGGGCGAACGCCGUCAUAUAUGUCUCGUGAUGGAGCGUCUGGGCGUUUCUAUUGGCCGAUUGCAGGAGGACUACCGAACCCGACAACUUCCCCUUCUCUUAGUCAAGCGAAUCACGAAGCAGCUGCUGAAAGCCCUCGCGUUUCUCCAUGAUGAGUGUCAUGUGGUGCAUACGGAUCUCAAGCAGGAUAAUAUUCUAUGUUGCGAGACGAGCGGGGUUGAAAUCCUGAGCGAGAUCAAGCUCAUUGACUUUGGCGUUGCGGGGUUUACAGACGGAACUCCUGCUCAAGUUGCCCAACCGGUUCAACUGAGAGCUCCGGAGGUCUUUCUUGGAUGCAGAUGGGACUCAAAGGCUGACGUAUGGAAUCUUGGAUGCUUGGUAUUCGAGCUCCUUACCGGAACCGCCCUUUUUCCCAAUUAUAGUGGAGCAAAUUUCACCGUAGAGAGCUUUGUCCUUGGCUCUAUGCCUGGCGUAGUGGGAGAAAACUUUCCCGAUUGGAUGCUCAGGGACGGUUCCCGGCGAGAUACUUAUUUCGUAGCUCACUGUGAGUCUAUCCUCACUAUGCGACUCUACAACCUCAAAACAGCGCUGGCCUGCUACAACGUACUGAGCGAACAAGAGCUCAAAGAUUGCGCAUGCUUUCUUCAUGAUGCGCUUCGACUCGAUCCGAAGACGCGCGGUACUGCAGCAGACCUUCUGAGGCAUGAGUGGGUCAGAAACCAUGAUGAUCCGCUUGUAUGCUCUGCGAUCCGUGCUAGUGUUUCAGUCUUUCCGACUCAAAACUGA